AUGCUGUGUGACCUGUCCCUGCAGGACGCUCUGGUGAAUCUGAUCCGCAGAGCGCGCCCCGUCUUCCUUCAGUGCGUCGGUGCUAAAGUAGAAGCUGGAGCUUUUGAUGUUCCUUCUCUCCGAGUCCAGCUGAACUCCACCCAGAUCCUGUCCGCGCUGCAGCUACACCGCACAGGCUACCCGGAGCACAUGACUCUGAGCGACUUCAGGUGUCACUUCCAGGCUCUGUCGCCUCCGAUAAUGAAACGCUACGCCUCCAUGUUCGUGAACCACGACGAGAGGAAGGCGGUGGAGGAGCUGCUCUGUGAGCUGGAUCUGGACAAGAAGAGCAUCGUGAUGGGCUCCAGCAGGGUGUUUAUGAAGCGCGGUGUGUUGCGGUACCUGGAGCUCCAGAGGGACCAGCAGGUGAGCGGCUGGCUGCUCCACCUGCAGGCCGCCUGCAUGGCUCACCUGGCCCGACAGAAGUACCGCAAACUCAAG
Notothenia coriiceps (black rockcod) is the source of this 480-nucleotide messenger RNA. Its product is annotated as unconventional myosin-XVIIIb-like. Gene Ontology annotation, cellular component: myosin complex; membrane; cytoplasm. The annotation marks the transcript as partial. Lineage: Eukaryota; Metazoa; Chordata; Actinopteri; Perciformes; Nototheniidae. Gene Ontology annotation, biological process: actin filament organization. Gene Ontology annotation, molecular function: ATP binding; actin filament binding; microfilament motor activity. The transcript has 4 exons. The record is from RefSeq and is a predicted model, not a curated record.